Messenger RNA from Dufourea novaeangliae, 1569 nucleotides. Its product is annotated as cytochrome P450 9e2-like. Gene Ontology annotation, molecular function: oxidoreductase activity, acting on paired donors, with incorporation or reduction of molecular oxygen; monooxygenase activity; iron ion binding. The transcript has a single exon. NCBI's taxonomy places the organism in Eukaryota, Metazoa, Arthropoda, Insecta, Hymenoptera, Halictidae. The coding region runs from base 1 to 1569 and encodes 522 amino acids. The record is from RefSeq and is a predicted model, not a curated record.
AUGGAUUACUUGCAACUUGUGCUGGCAGCUGUGGCCGUGUUCACAGCGUUCUACUAUUACGUUCGUAGAGGCCUAGACUUCUUCAAGAAACAUGAUAUUCUGCACAUACCACCGGCACUAAUUUUCGGUAACUUGGGCAGUAUCAUUUUGAGAAAAGAAUCAAUGCCCAGCCUACUCCAAAAACUCUACGACCUUCACCCUGACGCGAAGUACGUCGGCUUCUACGAUUUCGCCAAUCCAGUCGUGCUACUGCGCGACACCGAUAUCAUUAAAUCCAUCACGGUAAAGAAUUUCGAGACGUUCUCGGAACAUCGGAGCUUCGCCGACAAGAAACUGGAUCCUCUGCUGGGCGGUAUGUUGUUCCUGUUGACGGGUAACGAGUGGAAGGAGACGAGAACCCAAUUGACGCCCAUCUUCACGUCCAGCAAACUCAAGGGGAUGUUCUCGCUGAUGUCGGACGUCGCGAUACGCUUCACGGAUUAUCUGUACAAGAAAUCGGAGAAGGAACAAGAGCUAGAGAUAAAGAUCUGGUUCACAAGGUACACGAACGACCUGAUCGCCAGCUGCGUAUUUGGAGUCGGCGUAAACUCGAUCAAAGACCCAAAAAACCCUCUCUACGUGAACGGAACGAUAGCCACUCGCAUGACCGGAACUCUGCGAUUCCUGCAGAUUCAUACACUCAGAAGGUGGAGGUGGCUGGCGAGACUGUUGAAUGUCAAGCUGAUCCCUAACUAUCGAUCGAAAUUCUUCGAGGACUUGAUCGAGGACACUAUGAACCAUAGGGAUACGAAAGGUAUCUAUAGGCCCGACAUGCUGCAGUUCCUGAUGGAGACCAAGAAGAAAAGCCAGGCCGAGGGACAUUCGAGCACCAUAGACGUACCCUGUCAUGCUUUCAGUUUCUUCUUCGGUGGUUACGACACCGUAGCUUCUCAGGCCUCCUUGACUGUUUACAAUUUAGCCACGCACCCUGAAAUCCAAGAAAGAUUGCAGCAAGAGAUCGACCAGGUGCUGGAGAAGACGCAGGGACAGGUGACUUACGAUACGAUACUGGGCAUGGAAUAUUUAGACGCAGUGUUGAACGAGGCGAUGAGGUUGCAUCCGACCUCUAUUGUUCUGGACAGGACGUGCGCGAAAGACUUCGAGCUGCCACCAGCGCUACCUGGUCAUAAACCGUUCACCAUCAAAAAGGGGAUGAGCGUGUGGAUUCCAAUUCGCGCAGUUCAGAACGAUCCCAAAAACUACGAAGAUCCUGACAAGUAUAAUCCAGAACGGUUCCUUCAGGAUGGCAAGAAGAUCGUGAGUUCUAACAAGUUCUUUCCUUUCGGAGCAGGCCCAAGAGGUUGCAUUGGCAGUAGGUUCGCGGUGAUCGAGAUGAAGAUCCUGCUUUUCCAUGUUUAUGCCCGUUUGACAAUUCGGCCUUGUUCGAAAACGAAUAUACCGUUUAAAGUAUCCAAAAACGCGCUAGUUCUUACUUCUGAAAAUGGAUUCUGGAUGAAUGUUAAACCCAGGGAACACGUUAGCCCAUUUUUGAACAGUGCGGUAUCUAACGGAACGUCUAAAACGGAAUGA